AAUAUUCUAAAAUAUGUUGUACUGGUGAAGUGCUCAAAACGGUCUAUAUAAACGUACGAUGGAGCUUCAUUAUUACCAGUGUCGCGCUGUUAACAUGCACGCGUUCUUUGCCUUGAUAGUCGCCUGCCUGGCGGUAGCCGCUCAUGGCUACCCAAAUCCUCAUAUUGUUGGUGGAAAAGAUGCUCCGGUCGGCAAAUUUCCGUAUCAGGUAUCUUUGAGAAAAAAUGGACGUCACUCCUGCGGCGGAUCCAUCAUCAAUGAACAUACCAUUCUCACUGCUGCUCACUGUAUAAUAAGCUACGAAGGAAAUCCAGGAGCUCUGAAAUCGCUAACUAUUCACGCUGGCACAAAUCUGUUAAGCGAGACUGGUACCAUUUACACAGCGAAAAAAGCCAUCGUUCACAAUUUCAAUGCUGUUAGAUUAGUUAAUGACAUCGGUUUACUUAUUCUGUCAACUCCUAUCAAAUACACUAAAUAUAUACAGCCCAUAACACUUGCAACUACCGAUGUUGCCCCUGCGGGCUCUGCCUGCACCUUAUCCGGAUGGGGAAGAACCUCGUUUGGCGGUAUCGUUCCAAACAACUUACAAGAGAUUGAGUUAAGCGUUUACAGCCAAGCAAAAUGCAAACAAACGCACUGGAAUGUACAAUCUAGCCACAUUUGUACGCUUACGAAAGUAGGUGAAGGCGCAUGCCAUGGUGAUUCCGGUGGCCCUCUCGUUGCUAAAGGUGUUCAAAUUGGUAUUGUUUCCUUUGGUAGACCAUGCGCUCUUGGAGCUCCCGAUGUAUUCACGAGAGUAUCCGCUUUCGAGGAUUGGAUCCAAAAGCAUGUUGAAUAAUAGGAUAAAACGAGAUAUCUUAACCACACACAUUAUUAUUUAAAUACAUUGAUAUUUUUUAUACAUACAUAUACGUAUCUCAUAUAUGUAUAUUCCAUAGGAUUUGUCAUGAAGCGUUCAACAAGUUUAAAAUAUGAUAAAUAGUAACUAUAAUUGUGUGUGCGUAUGGAAGAGCGGAUUUGAAAUAAUUUUCUGAUAAUUACUGAAUAUGUAAAUAAUUAUUAUCCGCGCGUCUUGUAUUAAACUA
Molecule: messenger RNA, 1085 nt
Organism: Vollenhovia emeryi
Lineage: Eukaryota; Metazoa; Arthropoda; Insecta; Hymenoptera; Formicidae
Product: chymotrypsin-1-like
Exons: 5
Coding region: 59-838 (259 amino acids)
Biological process (GO): proteolysis
Molecular function (GO): serine-type endopeptidase activity
Source: RefSeq, a predicted model, not a curated record